AAGCAAGGAAUAAGACAUACACAAUAAUGUGGACACGGCUCUGUGAAUUAAUCAUCUUCAUACAAACCCAUGGACCUAUGUGUUGUCUGGACUCUGUCAGAGUAGAGAGAUGGUAAGGGCUGCAUGUCUGUCAGACAAGAUCUACAUGUGUUGGAUGCUUCUGACCAUCCUGCCGACAUGGAUCGCAUGAGGAGGAAUAAAGUGGAACAUGAGCGACAGAUGCACCAGAUUUUACAGAACACUCCUUUAGACUUGAUUGAAACAGGCAAAUCCUUGAAAGUCCAAGCAGAUCGCCCCCACCUGGUUAGUCUAGGAAGUGGACGCCUGAGCACAGCCAUCACUUUGCUACCACUGGAGGAAGGGAAAACCACACUGGGCAGUGGGGGGACAGACAUUCCCCUGCAGGGCCCUGGCAUUGCAGCUCAGCACUGUUACAUUGAAAACCAAGCAGGAAGCAUCACCUUGUACCCAUGUGGCAACCAGUGCUCCAUAGAUGGGCUCCCCAUCACCAAACCCUAUCGCCUUACACAAGGCUGCAUGCUGUGUUUCGGUCAGUCGGCCUUCUUCCGCUUUAAUCAUCCAGAGGAGGCUCAAAGGAUAAAGAGCAUGAUGCCUGGAGGGAGCGUCAGACUGAACACUACAAAACCAUUUUCCUCUGACCUCCAUAGCAGUUCAAAUGGAAACCAUGAUUCUUUUCCAUGCAGCAGAGAUGCUGAACUCAACAACAUGGCAAAAACCCUGCAGGAUUCAUUGGUGCUGAAGGCUUCAUCAUCAUCUUCAGGGUUUGGUAAACAGCCUCUUCCACCAUCUCCUGCAGACAUGUUAAAUGGGAGAAACGGCUCUGCAGCAGAGAAUUCCAUUCAUGAAAACAGCAGCAGCAUUUCUCUGACUCAAAAUAUUGGCAACAAAACCCUUCCAGUUCCUGCCAGGUCCGCUCAUAUCAGUCAGGUUCCUGUCCCUCAUCCACGGACCUCACUGUCUACGUGUGGUACUAGUGGUGGUCAGAGGUCCCAGGAGAGCCCAAAGCCUCUUAGAAAUGUAAGGGUGGAAGCCACGUCAAGCCCCAAACCACAUGUCAGGGGAUCAGGACAGGGCAUGGAAAACUCAGGCAUAAGCCACAAACCAUCCUCCAAGUUUGCCCUAACAGCUCCAUCAAGUCCUCGCUUAAGAGGUCCCUCCCUGCAGCAGAGAUCCCAAAGUCCCAUGCGAGAGCAGGGUCAGCUUCACUCCUAUGUAGAUGCUCCUCAAAGGCCAACUGGGUCCAGCAGCCUGAGGGAACUCCCUCCUUUAAGUCCUUACAUGUCCUGUAGAGGGACUCCAGGAUCACAGGGAGUCCCAGAGAGCCCGCAGGGCCACCGCAAACUUGCAGCUCCGUCAAAAGCAGAGGCUAUGAAGGCACUGUAUACACAGAGUUCAUCAUCUCUGUCUGGGCUGGAGGAGUCUGCAAACAGGCAGUUAAGGCCUGGCCCGGGAAGUGCAUUCAUGUCAAGCUUGAGUUCUGUGUCUGGUAUGUCUCCACUUGCUAGUCCUCGUAGCCAAAGGAAGACCUCCUGCAUAAAUGUGAAAGGACCUGCCAGCAAGGAAGGGAAUCUUACAAAACCAUACACCAGGGAACGCAAAAACAGCAUUUCUGAGAUCAGUGACAAUGAGGAUGAGCUCCUGGAAUACCACCGUUGGCAGAGAGAGGAGAGGCUACGAGAGCAGGAAAUGGAGAAACUGGAGCGACAGAGACUGGAGACCAUCAUGAAUCUGUGUGCAGGGUAUAAUCAGGAGGACAAUGCUGUGGAGGUGGUGAAGAGUGAGCUGCUGGGGGGUAUAAGGGGGAUCUGCUCAAACGCAGGAGGGGGUUUGUCUCUUCAGGGUCCAGACAGAGCCCAAAGGGUGGGAGACAUCGAUGAGGAAAUCCAGAGAGAGGAGUCUAGCAGCACAGAGAGCACACAUCAAGAGUGUGAAGAGCGAUUUGCUGGGCAGGAGCAGGUCUACCUGGAGGAGGAAAGGAGCAGGAUCUUGGCCAGGGUUGAUGACUUAAAGCACAGAGUUAGUGAACUGGAGCAGCAGCUUCAAGAGACCAAACAGGAGGUGGAGAUGGAGCAAGCCUUGUUGCAGGCAGAGAGGCGGGCAGAGCAGGAGCAGGUGGAGGCUGAAAAUGAAAUCAUCUCUCAGCUGCAGCUUAGACUCAGUCAGCUAAACAUGGCCACCCAGCAAAAGAAAGACAAGGGGAGGGCUAAUGUGUCGGCUGAGCGGAAGGUCCUGGAAAAGCAGAGGAAUGAGUACAAUGAGCUGAAGAGGCAGCUCGAUAAGUGCCCCUUGUCUCUAAGGGAACAGUUACAGGAGCAGCUCAGCAGGAAAGCUGAAGCUUUGGAGUCUGGGACCAAGCAGUUUGAAGAGCUGGAAUUUUGCCAGCUGGAGGAGGAGAGCAGCCUGGAGGAGAAGAAAGAAGCUCAGAGCUCACAUCUUCUCCAAGAACGAACUGAGUAUCACUGCAGCGUGGCCAGGAGGAAGGAGAGGAUGACUGCUCUAGAAGCUCAGGUGAAACAGCUCGGGAUACAAGCAUCUCAAGACUGCGAGAGAAUUACAAAAGACAAGACAGUGACUCUGCAGCUGUUGCAUAAGGAGCAAGACAGGUUGUGUGCGCUGGAGAAGAGGUACCACACCUUGACAGGAGGGAAAAACUUCCCAAAGUCAAUCGGCAGCAUGAAAGAGGAAUUGCUUCACAUCAGCGAACCUGACCUUGUUUAUGUGGAUGGUGCUCCUCAUAGCCCUUGUCCUUCCUCUGCCUCCUUCUCCUCCUCUCACAUCCCCUCCCCUGAACUCUGUCCUGUCAGACUGCAAGAGGAGUACCUCAGGAUGUCUGAUGUCUAUAGGAUGUAUGGAAAUGCUUCUAUGCAGCCUCACUCUUCUUCUCCUGCUGCUCUCCACUGCCUCUCACUUACUGUAUCUCCAGCUCUGCCAUGCGAGGAGUACAUCACAGUCAGUCAGUUAAGCCAGAUCUUUGGGAUGCAGAGAGUUGACGUCUCUUCUUCCUCCUCUACUCCAUCAUUCCAACUUGCAUCAUCUGAAUCCACCUUUUCACGCCACUCAGCUGCAUGUGAUCCUUCCUCCUUUCUUUCUGCACAGAGCCAGGCUGAGCUGAGCAGGAAUGCAUUGCCUCCCAUUAAUCUUGAACGCUGGUACCAGGACAUCAUGGCUGCUGGAGAGCCUCAGUCCUGUCCUCCACCGCUGCCUGCAAAGUCUUUUUCUGCACGCAGACAUGGGCAGAUUUUAAAGUCUAAAUCAGAUGGCGAGGUUGGACAGGGAUCAUUAAGCAGUCAUUUCAGCAGCACUGCCGUCCUGUCACACUCCAGUGGUGUUAUGCAUGAAAUAAAUGCACCCACCAAGGGGUUACAGUUGACGCUGAGAGAGAUGCCAAACCCAUUAGACAUGGAAUCUAGGAAGCAAAUGGCUCUGCAAUGCAAAGAUCCAUCUCCCACAGUUCAUCACUCCAUCCUGCAUCAUCAGUCGCCACCAAGUGGCAACCAGGCAUAUGACACCCUAAGCCUGGAAAGCUCAGACAGUAUGGAGACCAGCGUCUCCACCGGCAACUCCGCCUGUACCCCAGAAAGUGCCUGUGGGUUUGAGGCCCAGAGAAUAGAAGAGAUGGAGAAGAUGUUGAAAGAAGCGCAGCAGGAGAAAUCCAGACUGAUUGAAAAUAGAGAGAAGGAGGUGCAGGCUCGGCGGCAGAUGUUGGAGGAGGAGCGGAGGCGGCGAGAGGAGGCCGAAAGGAGGCUUCAGGACGAGACGGCCCACAGGCGGAGGCUGGUGGAGGAGGAGGUGAAGAUGAGAGAGAAAAACUUCUCUCAGGCCCGUCCAAUGACACGCUACCUGCCAAAUCGGAAGGAAGAGUUUGACCUGCGUGCCCAUGUGGAGUCAUCCGGCCACAGCAUAGAGACCUGCCCCUUCGUCAUCCUCACAGAAAAAAUGUGCAAAGGCCACUUGGUGAAGAUGGGUGGUAAAAUUAAGUCAUGGAAAAAACGCUGGUUCGUUUUUGACCGUAUGAAGAGGAACUUCUGUUAUUAUGUGGACAAGCAUGAGACAAAACUGAAAGGGCUUAUUUACUUCCAAGCAAUUGAAGAGGUUUAUUAUGAUCACCUACGCAGUGCCGCCAAGAGCCCCAAUCCAUCUUUGACCUUCUGUGUGAAAACUCAUGACCGUCUUUACUAUAUGGUGGCCCCGUCCCCGGAGGCCAUGAGGAUUUGGAUGGAUGUCAUUGUAACGGGAGCAGAGGGAUACACGCAGUUCAUGAGCUGAUAGACCUCUGGGCAACAGAACUGGACUGAGCAAGAAUCCAAACUCACCUGCUCUCUGAGCUGAAAUCAAUGGCCGAUGGUCUAAUAGUGUGUAACGGACGGACACCUGAAAAGAUUUAUUAUCUGAUGAAAAGCCUGAUACCUUCGAGUGAAUGAGGGCUUAGUCAUGACAAAGGUGCAGUUAACAGAAUUAGGAAGCUGUAUUUAUUGUGCUUUGAGAAGAAAAAACGUGUUUGAGCAGCUUAUCAGUGGAUUUAUGCAGGAAGCUCUCAACUUCAUAUCAUUUUGCUACAUAUUUAAUUGAUACAGCAGGAUUUUUAAGAUUUCAGGAGGAACACUUUCAAGAUUUCUUACUUUGAACGAGCUCAAAUUGUUUACACUUCUGAAGCUGAUCUAUGCAUGCAGUUAUCAAGCUAAUCUUUUUAAUACAUUUCUACUUUUUCUCUGUGAGCUUAACUUUUUCAGAGGGAAAAAAUAAUCUGUUCAUAUUUCAAAACUCUAAAAUUGCUAGCUAGGAAGUGUUAUAAAAUAUUUUAAAGGAUCAUGUAUAUUAAGUUCAACUUUGUUUGGUGCCAAAUAUUUGUAAUACCUAGUCAGAUUUUUACAGAUUAACAUAAAACUACAUAUUGUUCAUUCAGAUGAAUAACUAUAAGCAUUUGUAAUUUACAGUACAUGAAUACAUUAAACAUUUUCAAAUAAAUCCAUGAAUAAAAUGCUGAUAUUUUAAAACCACUAUGUACGUUUAAUAAAUGAAAAUAUAAUAUGGAUUUGUUGUUUUUUUUCUCAUAGGGUUGUUGAUGACAAAUUGACUAAACUGAACAGACUCUGUUACAAACCUUUUCCUGCUUCCUUAAUUAGUGCUUCGCACCAACAAAAUAUUAAUUACCAGCUUUCUUUAAAUAAUCUUGCCCGCCUAAUGAGCUGCAAGCUUUCAGAAAGGUGUUUUCCUUAGAAGACUACAACGUGU
Molecule: messenger RNA, 5253 nt
Organism: Melanotaenia boesemani (Boeseman's rainbowfish)
Lineage: Eukaryota; Metazoa; Chordata; Actinopteri; Atheriniformes; Melanotaeniidae
Gene: phldb1a
Product: pleckstrin homology-like domain, family B, member 1a
Exons: 25
Coding region: 124-4287 (1387 amino acids)
Biological process (GO): regulation of microtubule cytoskeleton organization
Cellular component (GO): basal cortex
Molecular function (GO): protein binding
Source: RefSeq, a predicted model, not a curated record